Molecule: messenger RNA, 1950 nt
Organism: Eremomyces bilateralis CBS 781.70
Lineage: Eukaryota; Fungi; Ascomycota; Dothideomycetes; Eremomycetales; Eremomycetaceae
Product: MFS general substrate transporter
Exons: 4
Coding region: 1-1950 (649 amino acids)
Biological process (GO): transmembrane transport
Cellular component (GO): membrane
Molecular function (GO): transmembrane transporter activity
Source: RefSeq, a predicted model, not a curated record
AUGAAGGACUCCCCAGAGUCCGUCGAGACUUCAAUUCAUGCAGAACCACCUUCUCGUUCAUCCUCCACGUCCGAAUCAUCAACAAGUGCCUACGGCGACGAGAUCGAACAUCUACAGGCUCCGUCCCAGCACGCCUCUGCCGACAUCCGCAGACACACCACGCACGACAGCCAUGUGGACGGCAACUUCUUUGCGCCCAUUACAUCCUGUACCGAUGGCGGUGUCCUCGCCAAGUCAGGAACCCGCGCGACGGUGGGCACCCAAGGGGCCGAGACUGACUUCGAAGUCGACUUUGAAGACAGCGAUCCAGGGAACCCAAUGACAUGGGCAUUUUGGUAUAAGGGAUGGAUAAUUGGCUCGGUUUCAUAUUCCACAGCGACUGUUGUCCUGUAUUCCACGUCAUAUACUUCGGCAAUUCCAGGUAUCAUGGCCGAGUUUCACGUCGAGUCCCAGACAACGGCGGUCUUGGGCGUGACCACAUAUUUGCUGGGGUUGGCGGUAGGAUCAGUUCUACUAGCGCCGCUGUCAGAGAUGUAUGGCCGGAGGCCGAUCUAUUUGAUAGCGAUGCUGCUGUUUGGUCUUUUGGUCUUGCCGUGUUCAUUGGCCCAGAAUUUGGAGGCGAUCCUGGUGACGCGAUUCUUUGGCGCGAUUGCGGGAAGUGCGAUGAUCAGUAAUGCUCCGGGAACGGUCAAUGACAUCGUGGAAGAAGACUAUCGAGCAAUGGCGUUCAGUAUAUGGAGUAUCGGUCCUAUGAAUGGUCCAGUCCUUGGCCCUCUGGUUGGUGGGUUCGCGUAUCAGUACCUGGGCUGGAGAUGGACGAAUUGGAUCGUCCUCAUCUGUAGUGGCGUGGCAUUCUUAUCGCUAUGCACGAUCAAGGAGACAUAUGCCCCGGAAAUCUUGCGGUCAAGAGCCGCGAAAAAACGAAAGGAGACGGGAAAUCAAAGGUGGGCGAGUAGAUAUGACGACCAAACAGCGUUCUGGCCAUUGCUGAGGCUCAAUCUGAGCCGGCCUUUCAUCAUCACGGUGACGGAACCCAUUUGCAUAUUUUGGGACAUUUACAUUGCUGUAAUCUAUGGGAUUCUCUACCUCUGCUUUGUUGCAUAUCCCUAUGUUUUCUCAAACCUCCGCCACUGGACCCCAGGGUUUGUUGGCCUUGCCUUUUCCGGUAUAGGCAUUGGUUCUCUACUUGUCAUCGGUCUCGAGCCAAUGAUCCGUCGCAUGAUUAAUGCCCACGAGAAAGACCCGGAGACAGGAAAGCCGCCUCCGGAAGCGAUGGUGAGCAUGGUUUGUAUCGCAGCCAUCUUGAUACCGGUGGGCGAGCUGAUGUUCGCCUGGACGUGCACACCAAACGUGCACUGGAUUGUCCCCAUCAUCGCUGGCGUGCCAUUUGGGGCUGGUAACACGGCCGUCUUUAUCUACGCCUCGACCUACCUCGUCCACUCAUAUGGCAUAUACGCCGCGUCCGCACUUGCUGGAAACUCUGUGUUUCGCUCCGUCCUUGGCGGCACGCUGCCGUUAGCUGGGCCUCUAUUAUAUGAUCGCCUUGGACCGAAUUGGGCCGGAACAUUUCUGGGUUUAUUAGAGGUGCUUUUGGCACCGAUUCCGUUCAUCUUCUACCGAUACGGGCACAAGAUCCGGAUGAAGAGCACCUUGAUUCGACAGAUGACCGAGGAUAGAAAGAGACUAGAGACGAGAAUGAGAAAACGAGAAGCGCGGCAACAAAGGAAAAUAGCUACAGAGAAAGCAGAGAGCGAGGGGUUGGGGAAGGAGGUGUAUCUCUCCGAAAAGGAGGAAUCUCGGCCAUCGAACAUUGCAAAGGACUUAGAGACAGAUCCCUCCAGUAACGGCCGCCUCGUCAAGGCCAUCCGCAGCAGCUAUGGGUCCGGUGUUAACGAUUUCGAAGUUCUUGGAGUCAUGGUCGUAUUGGCCCUGUCUGCUACAACACAGUAG